AGCGUUGGCUGGAGUCAGGUCUGGGCUGUGGUUCAGUGCAGCAGCGCUCCCGGCCUGCGCCGGGCGGCCCGUUCGCUUCCUGGGCUCCCCUGGCUCGCGCACGCCCUGAUAAUUCCUUUUUUAUUAUUAUUUUUUUUUAUUUAAAGCAGUGAAUAUUUGUGGUUCCCUCCCCUCUGUGCCUGUGCAGAGACCUCCUACUCCUCCUCCCUGGUUGUUAUCCCAAGUACCGUUUCCCCUGGCGCUCGCCUUCUCCAAUGUGCAGCUGUUAUGAGGGGGAAGUCUUCAUUUCAGUUCUGCACGUGUAAACCCAAGCUUUAGCACUUUGGAAAGUAUUUGGCUAUCACCCUUCUGCUGCUGCCUUCUGAGUAACUGCGUAUUAAGCUUUGUGAUGGAGUGUGUUAGGAUUCCUCACGGAUACACUAGUUGAUGAAGUGCAUGUAUGUUUAUGUAUCUAUUUGCAUACAUAGUAGAAGUUGCUUUAAACAUAACUUUGUGUAGUAGUGGUCCGUUAAGCUGAUUUAAAAGAUUUUUUCCCUUUCAGAUCAUAUACAGUUACUCAGUUGGGGAAGCCAUAUGCUGUUGGUUGGUGUGAGGAAAAAGCAGCCUGACUUUUUAUCUCUGCGUGUCACAGAUGCCAGCUACGGUGAGGUCCACGUCUCUUUCAGUGAAGUUCAGCACCACGUUUCACGGCUGCGUGAACUCGGCUCUUUCUGUCAGUCACAUGUUUUUUCUUGAGUUGUUUAGGUCUAUUAAAGCAAUAGUUGAUUAAAAAGUCUUGAAACCCUCCUCCUGGCACAUUAUUUUUGGAUUUGUUCUUAUUUCUCACUUUACAAUGGUUUAUUGCUCAGCCCUGAACUGUCAAAAUGCUACCAGUGGGGUGUAUAAAAACAGUACGGUUACUUUCUAUGGUUUUCCUUUGCAAAAUAAACCUCUCUUGAAGCAGUGGAUUCAUAACAUGGGUCGUGACAUGGGAACACCUUCUAAACAUCAGCGACUCUGUUCUAAGCAUUUUGAGGACACUUCUUUUGAAAUUGACCCCUUAAAAAUUAGAAAAAACAGACGCCUCCUGAAAGAAGCUGUUCCCAAAAAAUUCAUUCUGGGUGAAGACGGAAACUGGCUUGUUGGAACGCCUCGAAGUUUCUGUGGUGGAAUAAGUAAUAAAACUCGAAAACGAAUCCGGAAUCCCGAACACUUGAAGGUCCCUGGGACAUUUGAUACUGUUGCAGCACAUGAGGGGAAGAACUUAGAAGACUGGCCAACAGAACUUUACAAGAAAGUGAUAAAGGAGAAUUAUGAAUCUUUAACCUCAUUGGGUAAAGACCAUCCGCUUCCCCGAAAUGAUACCCAGUCACGAGAAGCACUGCAUGUCGAGGAUCAGCAAGAUAUUGAGGAAAGAUACAUUUCUGCAAGUCUUAGCACAGGUUCUGGUGAGACUGUGAUCAAAUCUGAGAUGCAGAGUCAUGCACAGAGUUCAGAGAAUACAGAGCUGCAUGGAUCAUUUUCAGGAGGAUCGCAAGACCUGACUUGCCAAAUUUCUGACAAGGAGGUAACUUUUGAGAGUUGUCAGAAUUCAGAAGCAGAUCAGGCAAUGGGAAGGAGAACAGGUAACGGCUCUCUUGGUGACGGAGAAUCUAACAAAUUCAGAGAGAUCCUUUUUUACCAGGAAACCCACACAGGAGAAAGAAUUUAUCUGUGUACAGAAUGUAAGAAAACUUUUAAACUGAAAAUAGGACUUCUAAAACAUAAGCAAAUUCACACCAAAAAGAGUCAGAUACCAUCAUACAUAUGUACAGACUGUGGUAAAAGCUUUGGUCGCCAUGCAGAUCUGAUUAGACACCAAAGAACUCACACAGGAGAGAGGCCUUAUAAAUGUACCGAAUGUGAAAAAAGUUUUACAGAAAAACCAAGACUUACGAAUCACUUGCGAACGCAUAACAUACACAUGUAAUCUGUGUGCCAGAAGUGUUCUUGGGAUAGAUUUUCCAUUCAUUUAUGAAAAACUCAACCCGGUGAUGAUGGCUUAUAGUCCUAUAUAGAUUAUAGGGGAAGCUUUAAGAUGAGAGCAGUUUUAUUAAAGUGAAUGAAAUUCAAGCAUGAAAUGCAUCUGGUUGGUGCCAGCCUAAUAAGCAUUGAUUAGUAGCAGAUUUUAAUUAAUGGCCAGAUGAUUCAUAUCUGGGAGGGGGUGGUGUAUAGAGCUGUGACUGUACCAAAGGCAUGUUUAAAAAAAAAAAAAAAUCUGAAGCACCAAACAGCUUAUGCUGGAGAAUGCCUGUAUUAACGCAGAAAAAUGCUGGAAGCUUUUCAGAUACAAGACGACUGUGAAAGAUCAGCACAAAAUAUUUAGAUUAGAAGAGGAUCGUCCACAGAGUUAUAAGCAGGAAAUGGAGCUUCUAAGAGCUUAGAUUAAGGUGUAAGAAUAGCAAAAAAUGUUAGUUCCGCAGUUGCCGUCGUUGGACGGUAGUGGUGGCACUGAAAGCACAACUGCAUGGAAAUCAGAAUCAGACAGGUGCUUCCAACAUCUCACAGUGGGUGAGAUGCCAGUUUCAGAACUGAGAUUCUGGAGAAGAGUAAGGGCAUAUUCUUAAUGUAUGUGCAAAGUAUAUGUAAAAUGACUGUUCUCUGUAAACUAAAGAAACAAGCAAUAGCUUCAUAUGCAGAGGCAAGAUUAACGGACAGAAGGAAGGGAGUCCUGUGAGGACAGUGUUGAUAGAACCUGUAUCUUCUCUCUGCAGGAUGGAGAACAUCUUCAGUAUUUUUGCUUAUUCCAAUUGAGUGCAAAGAUUGAAAAACUAGUGUAACUUCCCAGUUCAAAGCACCUGUUUUGCAGUGAGCCCUUGAAUUAAGUUGAUGUUCUCAGCUUCCCAUGAGAAAUAGUAGGCGCAAGAAACAACUGGUACCGUAAUGGAUUUUGGUUAAUUCUGAAGGUAACUAUGUAACAUGGUUGUCCACACUAGGAUGGGACUGAACUUGGCCGCAAGGGAUCCCUGCCAGUCCUAAAUAUGGCUAUAGCUUACAGAAAACUAUUUCCUCACUGGCUUCUCAUUAUUUUCUUCUCACAAAUUACAUUGGGGACAGCUUUUCUUUCAUUGUUCUCCCGCAUAAUUGAAUGUCUCAGUAACCCCAAGCAGAACCUCAGUGAAAGGCCUCAUGUUGGAAACUCUGCCUCCUUCUGCGCUGCUGUUCUGCAAGUGCAGAGCUAAGGAGCGGCCAUCCAGGGAAAGACUAGGCAGAGAUCGCCACUUAAAAAUGAGAUUUUUUUAACGCUCCGAAAUGCAAAUAUUAAUGCUUGUUUAGCGGGUUAAACAGAGACAGAUUAAAUGGAGUUAGAGAUGCAAAGCCACACAGCAGUGGGGCUGUUCAAAAUAAGGAUUGUGUGUACUAUCUUGCUUGUUCAAAAUUCUGAGCGGAUCUUAGCAUUAGCAGUGGACAUAGUGAGAAUGGACAACUAGAGGAACUGUGACUUCUGC
Struthio camelus australis is the source of this 3467-nucleotide messenger RNA. Its product is annotated as zinc finger protein 157-like. NCBI's taxonomy places the organism in Eukaryota, Metazoa, Chordata, Aves, Struthioniformes, Struthionidae. The record is from RefSeq and is a predicted model, not a curated record.